This is a messenger RNA of Epinephelus lanceolatus (giant grouper), 11488 nucleotides long. Its product is annotated as phosphatidylinositol 3-kinase regulatory subunit gamma-like. Gene Ontology annotation, molecular function: 1-phosphatidylinositol-3-kinase regulator activity. Gene Ontology annotation, cellular component: phosphatidylinositol 3-kinase complex. Gene Ontology annotation, biological process: insulin receptor signaling pathway; phosphatidylinositol phosphate biosynthetic process. NCBI's taxonomy places the organism in Eukaryota, Metazoa, Chordata, Actinopteri, Perciformes, Serranidae. The record is from RefSeq and is a predicted model, not a curated record.
GCCACGUCUCUUCGCCGCUUCAUGGAUGUCGAUGAAACGUUGUCUUCCCCUGCUGCUCGGUCCCUCCUGUCUUGGCCCAGGUUUUCUGACAUGAGGUGAUGUGUGUGUCCUUGCGGAAGGAAUCAGACAGCCGCGCUUCGGUCUGUCACUCUCCAGUGAAUUUACAGCUCAAUAACUAGUGUCAAGGUGUCUAUGAAGCCGUCACUUUGCUGCUCAGUAACAAACUGUGUUUGUUGUGGGUAGCUCCCAGGUAUGAAUCCCUUCAAGCAAAUGACUGCUAAGCAGAACACAGAAAACGACCACUGAGUACACUGAAGUGAAAACACAGGAUCUACUGGCAAUGUCGCUCUGCGCUGUGAUGAGGUCAGACCGGGUGUUCAGGCUGAGAAACAUGCUCUACCUCCACAACACAGGGCAGCCUUGAACUCUGCUUCGUCACCCUCUCCAUCCUCAGCCAUGAGUGUAACUGUAAGCUGAUAGUAUGUGAUCAACAGCACCGUGGCACCCAACAUCCUGCUGCUUCACCACCUCAAUAAAACCGUUUCAGUCUGUGUUGUGAAAAUGGCAGAAGAGGGUUUCCAGCUCAGAGCUCUCGACUGCGCCGAGGACAAAGAGCUGCAGCCAGCUGACUUCCCAACGUCAUCUCUAGCAUCCCUCCAUCUCAGGGACGAGGCUGUGGUCAUCCACGAGAGCACCAACCAUAUGGGGGAUAAUCCUGAGCCUCAUUCUGUAUUUUCUGUGAUGAUGUCAUCACCACUUAACCAAUCACGACAGCAGUCAGACAUAUCCGUGGCUACUAGGCCUGAGCCUUCACCAGCAGUUCAAGAGUCCUUGGAGUCCAAGAUGGGCCAAAACGACAGCGAGGCUCGGUCUCACACCCUGACGGAGUUCCUGAAGGACCUUUCCUCCCCUGUUGGUCAUGACGAUGCACUAAGAACCAACAUCGUCAAGGACGGAGAACUUCAACCCAAGAACAACAUAACCAAAGCGAUGGCAGCAUGUGACUCCAGCUGUGAUGACAACCAUCUAUCUGAUGCGGAGUGGUACUGGGGAAAUACCUCGAGAGAGGAAGUAAACGAGAUGAUGAGAAACACUCCUGACGGCACGUUCCUGGUCCGAGAUGCUUCCAGUAAGGUGAAGGGGGAAUACACUCUCACACUGAGGAAAGAUGGCUCCAACAGACUGAUAAAGAUCUUUCAUCAUGGGGGGAAGUAUGGUUUUUCUGAGCCACUGGCCUUUCCCUCAGUGGUGGACCUGAUCAAGUAUUACCAGAACAAGUCCCUGGCCCAGUACAACUCUAAACUGGACACACAGCUACUCUACCCCAUUACCAGAUACCAGCAGCAGCAGGUUGGGAUGGAAGUUGACAUUGAUGUAGUUGGAGAACAGCUGAGGAUAUUUCAGGAGCAAUACAGAGAGAAGAGCAAAGAGUACGACCGUCUGUUUGAGAAGUUUAACCAAACCUCUCAGGAGCUGCAGAGCAAGCGGACAGCCAUAGAGGCUUUCAGUGAAAUAAUCCGGAUCUUUGAGGAGGAGUGCGAAACUCAAGAACGCUACAGCAAAGAAUACAUCGACAUGUUCCUCACAUUAGACAACAGCACAGAGUCAGACAAGAUUCAAAGCAAUUCAGAUGAGCUGCAGUCGAGGGUGGAGGAGAUACACAACAGCAAGAAGAAGUUGGAGGAGGAGCUGAGGAGAAAGGCGGUAACUCACAUGGAGGUCGACAAGAAAAUGAACAGCCUGAAGCCCGACCUUGUGCAGCUCAGGAAGAUCAGAGAUCAAUACCUGCUCUGGCUCACCCAGCAAGGCACCAGGCAGAGCCAAAUCAAUGACUGGCUAGGUAUCAGGAAUGAAGAAGAAGACCCGUACACUCUGGCAGAUGAUAUCGACCAGGAGGAGAGGAGCUGGUACGCUGGUGGUAUGAGGCGUAAGGAGGCAGAGGAGCUACUGAGAGGGAGGAGGGACGGGACGUUCCUGAUCAGAGACAGCCAGACUCAGAGAGGCUCCUUUGCCUGCUCUGUUGUCGUGGAUGGGGAUGUGAAGCACUGUGUGAUCUACAGGACGUCCACAGGGUAUGGCUUCGCUGAGCCCUACAACCUGUACCCAUCUCUAAAAGAGCUGGUCCUCCACUACCGACACACAUCCCUGAUCCAACACAACCAGCAGCUGAAUGUAACCCUGGCCUGGCCCGCUCUCAGCCAGCAGCCCAGCUGAGACACACCAGCACGCCACCCUGAUGGCACUUUCCCAAACGCUUCACUGUAUUUGCACCACGGACGCACCAACAUGGACACUAUUGCCAGACUCUGACAGGGUACCGGUUAGUGUCGUCACUAUAGGAGAAUUUCCAGAAACAGCUUCAGUGCUCAGAUUUGGAUAUCUAAAAACCCUACACUGGUAAGAUGUCAAAGCAAGGUUGAUGACUUCACUUCCUGUCAGCUUUUUUAGUUGAAUAGAGUGGCUGCAUAUUAACGGUAACUCUGCUCUAAUCUAGUUUAUUUUUUUAAAGCUAUUAUUCCUAAUAUUAAAAAUCCCAUUUAGUCGCCAUCUGCACAUACAGCUUGCAAAACACAAUUGGGAUUAAGUACUUAGCUGUUCACAGAAUUCGGCAUUGAAUUAAAUCUUGUGCAGCAGUACUGAGGUAGUCCUGGAAUACUGCCUCGUCAUAACAACACUGGUGGUGGUGUCAGCGAGUUUCCCAAACUGCUGCCGGUAUUAAAGCUGCAAACAUCUUAGCAGUGUAGUGGUUUAUAACAAUGAUAUCAGGGUAACACAAAAUACAAGUAUCUAGCUUCAGAAUACUAAACUGAUGAGGAACAAUCAAAAUAGAGAGAGAUAAUUUGGCUUGCUAUGAAAAGGAGGGUAUAUUUUCUUGGUGGAGAGAAACUGAUUUUUUUAAGAAGCAGGUUUCAUACAGUGUUGACGCUACAGUCUCUAGAUUUGGCCAGUCUUGCCUCAAACACGGACUAAAAUUUUGUCCAACUAUCCAAAUUAAUGCUUGGCCUCAGCCACCUUCCCUCCACAGUGCAUAUCUUAAAUCAAUACAGUCAGUGCAGUUGCAGUGUUUAAGCUGGGGAAAUGAGCUCAGGAUGGGACUCUGCACUACCAAGCACAUGUGCUUUAUGGGUAGUGUAGUGUAGAAACUGAGGAGACACACAAGCACUUUAUCCAAAACAAGACAACCAGAGUACACACGAGCACACAGAUGCAAGCUGGAGACUCGUGAGGCACUGAUUUCACGUAUAUUGAUGUUGCUGGUUGAAAAGAGGUUUUUAUUUCAGUGAUAUAUAAGAAGUUAUUUUCUUACUGUCAUCUUUAUUCUGCACAUUAUCUUCAGGACAUUACAAAUAAGAGGAAAGAGGAGCUCAUGGAUUUUACCUCUGGGGUAUAUUUAUGCUUCACAGCCCCUAUUUUUGUCAUUAUAGCAUCUUUCAGAUUAUCAGAAGAUUAUUUUCAUUCACUGAAAAAAGGGACAAUCAUGUUUAAAUUAGUGUAAUCUACGUGUUGCUUUAAACUCACUCAUGAACACUUUAAUGUGUUAGUAAUAAUAUAUGAGUGGGUAUUAACUGUGAAGAAUCAGACGUGAGGCACAGGCUGACAAUGUAAGCAUUUCUGUGUGUCGUGUACAUGCACAUUUUGGAUUAUUGACCCCAAAUAAGCACAAUUACUUCUAAGUAUCUGGGAGAUAUCAGUCUGGUUCAGAUUAAUCUUUAGAGAAUCAGUCAGCUGUUUUUUAGUUUCUAUAUUUUUGGUUGGUGUUGUUGAUCCAGGAGCUUUGCUAACUCUCUGGAGUCUGAUGUGGAGUGAUAAUGGUAUUUAGAUUUUGGGUUCUGGUUGAAAAGUGCCCUUAAGUGUUCCUGUUCCAGCCAUCGUGAUUUUCUUUGUGUUACUCUCAGGAGCGAUGUCUCGUCCCCUACAUGGUGUGUUGGGUGUAAUCAACAAUGUUAGGAUGGACUGAACAGUGACGUUGUGUCAGGCUGGAUACAAGGUUACAACAGCACAAAAACCCUGGAGUACCCUGAGAGAGAGUAUUAUUAUCAAAGGUAGCUGUGUUCCUAGAAUAGCAUCAUAUUCCCUAUAAUAAUUACAUUUAACUGUUUUGUAAAAGUGAGUGUCACAUGGAUCUUAUUCCCCAGAAAUUUCCACAUUGAGCUCAGAUCACACUUGGCACGAGAUGCUGUGCACAUGACAUGGGCCUGUGUACCAGGGGCUGGAUGCAUAAAACUGUGUUGAUUCACGACAAAGACUGUGUGUACACACAAAGGCAGAAAUAUGAAUAUGCAUUCUUUUUUUCAUUUAUAAAGCAAUGCAUAUGCCCAAUUCUGAUUUUAAAAUCUCAUUCAUUGCGGCGCUGGGUGCACAUACACAUACAUACAUCUGUGUGUAUAUCGAUACUUGUGCACCUCCACUGCUCAUUAGACGGUGAGAAAUAUGGUAAAGAAAGUGCAAUUUCACUAACUGUGUUGCAUCAACAGUGUUCUCAAAUGGUGCCAGAAUGGCUGCCAUCACACACGGCUGUGGUGAUUUGUAGCUUCUGUACCACUUUUACUAACAUUUCUGCAAUUUGUUAAGGGAGAUAUUCACACAUCUGACUUUCGCAGACGCAGGUGCGUUGUAAAAAAUCGCUUGAGUCUUUGAAGAGACAAUCCCUCACACUGCUCUCGUUCAGCUUCACAAUUAUUUUUUCUAACACUAAUGUUCAGUCCAACUGGACACUCUAGACGACCCAGUAGGACCGAAAACAUUAGUGUUACAAUAAAUCGUAAAGCCGUUGAAGGAGCAGUGUGAGGGAUUUUCUGUUCAAAGACUCAAGUAACAUUUCUGCAAACCAACACAGUAAUCUUAAUAAUCAUUAUUAUUAAACAAUUAUUCAUUGAUCAGUGAUUCACUCAGAGCGCUCAUGUUGAAACUGACUUUACAAAGAGCUUCACAGGGUAACAAACAAUCACUAAGAUGAAUGCAAAUAAAAAAAUGAAUUGAAAUUAACUUUCUAAAUGCACCUCUGGUUGACAUUUUACAGCCUGCAAAAAUAGUAACAUAACCAGUGAAAUUCGACAACCUAAAAAAAAAAAGGUUACCAUCAAUCUGAUCUUAUCUUUAUCACAUCAUCCACCACUAUCUCAGCUAAAAACGUGUGGACGCUGAAUCUCACGUAUACAUGAGGUGCACACAUUCUUUGUUUAUAAAUACAGAGUUAUGUGUGAGAAAAAGCGUAUGCAUGGAUUUUGUGUGUACACAUCCUUUAUGCAUCUGACCCCUGGUGAUUAAAAUUUACUUUAAGUUUUAAUUAUAAAAGAUAAUUAGAAAAACAAAGGCUCAUAAUUUUAGUGGUGUAGAAUUUAGACAAUUGUUAAAUCUUAGCCAUGACCUGAGGUGAAACUAAAGACACAGGAGCUGAAAAUGUAUCACUGAUACAUAGUAUUUUAAAGGAGCAGUAAAGAAGUACAUAUGAAACUAUCAUUGCUUAAAUUUUGCAGGCUUGUUAGUUAGCUUUGCUGGCUAACUAACGACUAGCUAACAAGGUAUGAUUCCAGCUAUUGUGGACCAAAUGUAGUAUUUUACCAUAAAAUGUGACAAAAUUAUGAUAUUAGAAUUCACUAGUGGGGUAAAUGUUGGUACACAGCAGCAGAACAUACCUGAGAUGAUUUUUUACUUUCUCUUUAAGAGUGAGGUAUAUUCAAAAUGGUGAUAAAUAUUAUAUUUUGAAGUUGAAGUUGUUUACAUUUAAGGCCUACCCAGGAGCCUCGGGCCCCAGGUAGGUAACAGGGACUCCUCUGAUCGUGCACUUUGUGAGCGGAAAUGAAGUGGUGCUUAUAGUGAGAUACAGUGAAUCAUUUAAACUAUUUUUAUAGGUAAAAAAUACAGUAGUUAUUAAAUAUGCAGUGUUAGGUUGGGCUGCCCAUUGAAGUUAUUGUAUGUAUUUCCUGUUUAAUGGGUCACUUUAAAUGCACUAGCGGUCAUUAGUCAAACAUGUGCUUGAUGCUCGUUGCACACUUGAAGUUAUCAGUUCUGUCAGACUGGUUAUUGUCAUGAAGGGAGCUGGAAACACUGUGUCCAAGUCCCACUUUGUGGCAGUGAAAAGGUGUAAAUGUUUGAUUUUGCAUGCCAUCAUUAACAGAUUAUCUAAGUAUUAUAUGUAUUACUGAUUAUAAUAUACGGCUGGAUACUGUUUUGACACCGGUUCUGGUACUAUAAGUUCACCACCAGCUAUAAAAGAUAUGUUUUGUUACCUUUCUUUGAUGGGUUAGCUGUAUUCUGUGAAAUCCUCAAGCUUUUUUUUUUUUUUUGCUUUGUCUCCAUCACUGGUGCUAAGCAGUCAUUGCUGUAGUUUUCCUUAAAUACACCUCUCCGAGAUCACCUGUCAGUCAUACUGUAUGAGUGAUACUGUGAUAUCUGCCCCGUCAAAGCAAACGGAAAAGCUUUCAGGUUGGGUGUGCUUUGUUGUGCUUGUGACCACAUGAAUCUGCGAUAUAGCGUUGCACAGUAGUAAAAUGUAGAGUGCUGCGUUGCACAGGUUGUGGACAGAGCGUACCACAGCCACAAGAUGGCGCUGCAUACAGGAUGUUCAACCUGUGUGACAUUAAUCUUUAAAGUGAAGAAGCAAAUUUUGAAACUUUGAUCAGCUGUUGAUGCUGUUUUGUAACACACAGUGCUUAUGGACAAGCAGUGAUACACUCCUCUGUGUAGAAACAAGGUCUCUGUAACAGUGGUGUAGUCUAAAAGCAAAUAGAGAGAAUACUGUGAAGUUACGGGACACAUGACUCACACCUGCUGACAGACUGUUGAGCUCUGUUCGCCUGAAUCUCCAGCCUUACAGGGUGUUCAUUAAAACUAGGCUUGGGUGGUAUCUAUUUUUUCAUACCUACAUAUGUUCCUUAAAUUUUACUGGCAUGAUGGUAUAUAUGUGCGACACUACCCCAUCCUGACCAGCAACAUUGCUUAACCUCACACAGUGUUAAGACAGAUAAUAUUCUUACACCUAUUUUUUUUAUUAAACAGAAAAAUACAAUUGUGCACCUUCCGAAUUAAAUUUUCUCCCUUUUACUGAACUAAGACUAGCUUAAUUGUCUUGUUAACUUGUAGUAAAACACUAAAUUCUGACUCCACAGAAAAAAAAUAAAACUCCCCGCCUUGGUUAAUCUUGUUAGUCAUUUAGUGAGUUAGUCCACUGUUCCACUUAAGAAUAAUGUUUGCCCUGGAAACGCUACGGUCUAGGUACCAUGUCUGUAGGGUUACUUUUGGUUUCAAAGGUACCAUACCAAAAGUGUUUGGUGGAGACGGGUCUUAAUUUACCAGGUAACAUGUGAAAAUGUGCUGUUUUCCCCUGUGGUCUCUCUCUGCUGUUGCAGGCCAUCUGUUUACAGUCCUGUAAUGUUGUCCCCACCACUCGCAGUCGGCUCAGCUGCCUGUUGCACCAGUCUGACCUCAUGUGGUGCAUGAUGUGCACUACAUCUGUAUUACAGCCUCUCAAGUAUUAAGUUAACAGAAAUAUGAGUGACCAUGCUUUUUAUGAUACUGAAAAUCAUACCUUCGUUAUUUCUAAACACCCUGGUGUAAUACUGUGAUACCGCCCAGGCCUAAUUGUAAAACAGUUUUUUCCUCUUAAAGUGAAUUGUUCUACAGUAAACAUGGAUGGAUACACCUAAAUUAAUGCUAUUACGUAAGGCAUGAUGGAGUGCACGUCUGGCAUGUGGAACUAAAACCAGCCAUCUGUCCCUUGUCAUUUGGGGUUUGUUUUUCUCUCUCUUUCUUUGUACUUUUUGCACAUUAAAUAGAUAAAUUAAGUGUUAAUGUUAGUCCAUAACUUGAAAUAUAAAUGUAUGUUAAUUUUGUGAAUUCUCAGAAAAGAAAACUUUACAUAUCCCAGCUAAUUUUGUAGCAGGAAUGCAGAAAAGGUUAUAGAGCUUAUAUGUGCACAAACACACAACAUAGACUACACCACUGCUCUGUGGGGUUUAGAUUUAAAGCAUUGUAUUUGCACAUAUGUAUCUCAUGUGAGGUGGAGAUACUUCAGCCGUCAUGUACAUCCACCCUGCUACUGGAGCAGGUGGUGGUGCUAAACAUGGACAAGUUGCUUAUGAGAUUGAUCUGUCGUAGCACUGAUAAAGCACUGAUAUGAGUUUUCAAAAGUUUUUUUUUUCCCAUCUCUUUAAUGAGCUGACCACUUAGUAGUAACUAGCUCUGUAAAGUCAGACGUCUUUAUUUUGUUAUUGUAUCUGUGCAAUUUGGUCUUUUUCGGUUGUCACCUUCUCUUUUUGUAACUUACCUGUUUUAUCAUUGUGCAAACAAAAAUGACGUGAGAAAUAACGAGAAACACAUUUUAAAAUGAUUGAUGUUUCGUAGGAGAAUAACUGGUGUCUCAUAUUAUGAAGUGUCUCAUAAUGUACUUUCAGCCACAAUCAUUGUUCUGUCCAACUAAUUCUUCAUAACCUAAUAUUACCUAAUGCUUUAACAACCGUUACCAUGAUACAUUUGCUGUUGUAUAACAGAAUUAUACACAGCUAUAAAAAAUACUGUUAUGUCAAAAGAAAAAAAAACCUUAGGAGCAGAUUAAAGUUUUACUUUUUCAAUUACUGAGAUAUUAGCUAGCUUGGUAAGCUAUCAUUUAGCCUGUCGCACUUUCAACAUCAUAAAUGUUUGACUAAUUGAAAAGAAAAAUAAGUGAUUGCCAUUUUUAUUUUUAGACUUCUGUCGUCUUUAUUUGACAGUUAACUAACACGUGCUCCAUAAAACCUCCCAUGUGGGAAUUUUAACCCGUUCAGAUCCCCCCCGUCCCUUCCAAUGGACGUAACUGUUCUAGGAUGUCUAAAUCUAGAUCGAGACAUUACUGUCAUCUGACUCCACCCAAAUGCACAGACUAAUGGACUGCAAUAGAGCCACGCCCCCUUUUUUAACAAAUGUGUCCGACUGUGAGUCAAGGAAGGAAGUGCAAGUCAUGUUUUGGUGUAUAAAUCAUGUUGUUAAAGUACAUAAUUUGUGUUUAAACUGUUAAAAGUAACCAUGCGAUAUUGUAUUACUUACACAUGUCAAAAAAAUCAUAUGAAAUAUUUAUAGUUUUUAAUCAGGAUUUUUUGGAGCACCAUCAAAUAAAUAGGGAAAUACUGUUAAAAAAUAAAAUACAAAUUACAUAGGGAAAAUACUGUAUCAAGCCUCUAAUGCAUCUUCUGGAUUAUGUUCACAGAAUAAUAAUCUCAGGAGGAUUUUUUGCUGUACUGUUUUCUGGAGAUACUUAAGAAAUUGAGAAUAUUUUAGAGUCGUGAUAAGGAAUACAAUACAAUAUAUAUACAAUGUGUUUUAAAGCAGCACUUAAUCCAUUAAUAUGAGUUAAUUCUUCAUGAAAAAUAAAUUGACUUGUGUUUGUUGUUGAAAAAAAGGCCUGUUAAGACCUAUUAAUACUGUUAAUAAAGGGUGGUCUCUGCAUUCAGAUUCUCCGUCCAUUGGAACAGACAGAAACAAUAACAAAUAAUAAAGUCUCCUCAUUUAAAAACCAAAAAAAACCUGAUAAUUUAAGAGUGCAUUUAGAGUUAAAAAAAAAAAAAAGCACAACAUAAUUUUCUUUAUAUUUUUUUGUGUUGUGGAACAUAACUGGAUCCUGAACGGGUUAAAAUAAAUUGGAUUUUUUUUUCCCCUGAGUGAGCAACUCUUUAAAGUUGUGCUAGAUGCCAUGGAUUUGUGGCAUGGAAGAUUGAUUGAGCCUUACUAGUGUUUGCUUGGAAAAAAAAAGUUAACCUUGUUUGUUAAAGUUGUGGGGUGUAAAGACAUGAUGAAGGUUUUAGUGGUAAUAAUGCAAGGUGUAAUUCCUAGAGGGGGAUGUAUAUUUUACACAAUUCUUUCUCCCUGGGAUAUGUUCAUAUUGGAUGCAAUUUACACCAGUUGCAAUGUUCAACAACAAGGCAGGAAAUGGUUAGCCACAUAGGGCGAGACGUCGUGGAUGUAUAAAGAGAACUGGAUAGAGUGUUGGAGGUGGGUUCUUGUUCAUUUCUAUGAAAGCUGCUUUGUGGGGCAUGAAGCCAAAAAAACUGACUUUGUCUUCUGAAUCAUUGAGCCAAAAAAGCAAGUGCGCUAUAAACUUUUCCCACCUAAGCAGCUAACUUACGGUUUAGUACUUCACUAAUUUGAAUGGGGAUAAAAUCAUUAAAUUGUGCAGCUCUAGACUGGAUAAAAUCCCAAUAUUUCGGGAAGGGGGUUUGUGAUGCUCUUAAAAAUUAUCCAUUGAAUUAUAGAUGUGUAUCUAACAAUGUUGGUCUAUGGGGAAAUGCCUUUUUGGGUCCAAAAGCGUCACAUGACGGAUGUGGAAGUUGUAAUUCCACAGUUUGACCACUGUGUCAAAUUGGCCUCAAAGCCCAACACUGUGCCUGGGGGCUUGAGGGAAGCACAGGGUGUGGGUUUGAAAGCUAGGAGAGUGGAUGGGCAUGUCACAUGUUGGUUUUAAUACUAGAGUUGAGAAUUGAGUUCAUGGCUUAGUUGGUAUUUGAAUUUUUGUACAUUUAACCAAGACAAUCUCUCCUCCAACCUUUAUAAAGUAGUUUUAUUUGACUAACUUUAAUUAUAAUGUAUGGCUUGGCCUGGAUAUUGUGAAAAUAUUUAAUUAAAAACAGUUUGCACUAAAUGUUCAGAAAUGUUUGCAGUGAAUGAAACUUUGAGUCUUUUGCAGAAUUAAUGGAGAUCAAUGGUCUGUGUGGUGAAUAGGUUGUGUUUAGGUUUAAGGUAUAGAGUUGACUGAAGGUAGUGGAUAUGUAGGUACACUGUAAGAGAUACAGGUGGGUUUGGUAUGUGUUAGGCGUUAUGUUGGAGACAGAUUGAGUUCAUAAAGUGUAGGAAUGGUUAUGUGUAUUAAGGGUUUGGAGUGGUUAUAGGAAGGGUUCAGAGGGAGGAGGUUGGUAAGUUAGGGAUAUUUGCGUUCACAAAGUGCUCGGCUCCACCAACUGUCUUCCAUGCCAUAAACGUGGUGGGGUGUAGCAGUAAGAUUAGUCAAACACUAACCACAACAUUUUAGGUUUGUUUUCCAUCUCAGCCUGAGUUAAAUGGGAGGACCUUUAUCACCUUUUUAAGAUGUUUAAAAUCCAGGGACUUGACAUAUUUAGACAGGUUUUGUUUCACUUUGAGCUGUGCAUAUGAUCAAAUACCUCUACUUGUCUCUGCAUCACAGUCAACGUAGUACUUGAUGUUUCUGUAACUCUUAUUUUUUCCGUUGUGGCUGUAUGGACUCGUCUUUCUGCUUUGAUCUAAAGCAUUUAGCUGCCCUUUGUUGAUAGCCUAUUGCUGUGAGAAAAUACUGUUAUUGAAAAUGUUUAAAUUUUACUGUAUUGAUUAUGCAAUAACAUACAUUUUUUAAUAGCUUGUGUUUCAUUUAGAAGUCAUAUCUGAGGAAAACUGAUGGUUUCAAACAUUUUUUUGUUGAUGUAAAACCUGACUUUACCCACUUCAGAACAUCAUUGUUCAUGUAUACACUUUUAGAUCCCCAAAUAAAUUUGAGAUGGUGGUUUAA